AUGCAUCCGGCGAGAAGGAGUGAGCGACUCAAAGCUUCUGGUGAUCCUCCGGUCAAAUCAUCGGCUGCUUCCAAAUCUGCUCCAGCUGGUUCAUCGAGUACCCGAACAAACUCACGAAAACGCUUCCGUCGCCGCACUCGAUGCACUCCACCGCCGGAGCCGUCUGAACCAGAGGCGGUAUCACUCUCUGAGGGAAACUCCUCUGACAGCGACGCUGAACCCGUCGAGAACCAGGAUCCCGCGCAUGCAUGUGAAGAAAACGAGCCUCCUCUCGAGUUGAUUCCCAAAGAAGCUCGGUAUGCCGUGAGUCGGGAUGCGUUUCAGGCUAGGGCCAGGGUGAAUCCGGAGCGACUCAGGCCAUCUAAGCGACCUUUCAAUCAACUCUUCUCUUCAAAAGCUGCAAAUGAACGAUUUCAUGCUUUGCAAUUGAGAACAUUUCUUGAGCAACAGAGUUUGCCGCUUGACAAUGAGGACCUUCAAGACGUUAAGGAAGUGGUGGUCAGGUCUGGUAUGAUCUACACUCUCACUGAUGUUGAUUCGUUCUUACCGAACUUGAUCCGUGAGUUCAUUGCUAAUCUUGUGGAUGCUGAGAAGCGAGAUGGUGGAGUGGCUGUGUAUAUCCGAGGGUCACUUGUUGAUUUCUCUCCAGAUUUGAUCAAUGAAAUGUACUGUACUCCGGGAGUUGAGGAUCCUCCGAGUUGGCUUGAUGAAAAUCUUGAUGAUGUGUGUAGCUUUCUCUCUGAGGGUCGUGUCUUAAGAUGGGAAGACAUGAGUUCCAAGUUUCUCACUAAGCUGAAUCAAGUUCUCUACAAGCUGGUCUGCACAAACUGGAUACCCACUACUAGCUACACCGCAAUGAACCCUGAGCGUCUAAGGUUUGUGUACAUGCUUCAUCACCACAAGAGAUUCAACUUCGGCAAACUGGUGUACAAUCAAAUCAUCUCGAUGGCUGAAGGCAUUAAGACAGAGAAGACUCGUCGCAUCAUCUUCCCAACACUGAUCCAGCAGGUUCUGAUUUCACAGCGUGUCCUGCCUCCAGAUGGAGGUGAUGAUGACUACAUUGGAUUCCCGAAACCAGUUGUUAAAGACAUCAAAGCCGGAAGAGGAGAUGGAGCUGGUUCACAUCCUCCAAAUCUUGAGAAAGACAUCGCUCGUACCAUCGCAAGCCUGAAGUCCAUUCACUUGCGUCUUAAGAGGGGAGAUUAUGGAGAUUGGCAAGCAGAAGGAAGUGCAGCUGCGGGUAAUCAUCAGGACAUGGAGGAAGACGAACAUUAA
Raphanus sativus (radish) is the source of this 1275-nucleotide messenger RNA. RefSeq lists its product as uncharacterized. Lineage: Eukaryota; Viridiplantae; Streptophyta; Magnoliopsida; Brassicales; Brassicaceae. Bases 1 to 1275 code for a protein of 424 amino acids. The transcript has 2 exons. The record is from RefSeq and is a predicted model, not a curated record.